Messenger RNA from Arctia plantaginis, 1329 nucleotides. NCBI's taxonomy places the organism in Eukaryota, Metazoa, Arthropoda, Insecta, Lepidoptera, Erebidae. The record is from the annotation of a GenBank genome assembly.
AUGGCAAAAGGUGAUAAAGAAUUAGAAAAACCCAUAGUGAAUAAUGAACUUCCAAACCCGGAGUGUCGGAGUACAGACCAUGAAGACUCGGAAUCCGUCCCGGAACAACCACUUGAUAUAGGAGAGCAUUAUUUGGUUCGGCGGUCGGAUGAGUCAUGGCACCCGGCUGAGAUAAUACAAACGCGGUACAAUGCCGCUGAGGGCUGCUACGAGUAUUACGUACAUUAUGUCGGCUAUGAUAGAAGACUCGACGAGUGGGUAUCCCGCCACAGGGUUAUGUCAGAUCGAUUUGACUUGUGCGAACAGUCUAAUAACAACAUAAACUGCGAUCACUUGCUUACCGACAAAUCUGGCCGAAAAAUAACAAGAAACCAAAAACGUAAACAUGACGAAAUUAAUCACGUACAAAAGUCUUAUGCGGAGAUGGAUCCUACAACUGCGGCACUGGAAAAGGAACACGAAGCAAUUACAAAAGUUAAAUACAUCGAUCGCAUUCAAUUUGGCAAAUAUGAAAUAGACACAUGGUACUUCAGCCCCUACCCAGAUGAAUAUGGUAAACAAUCGAAGCUUUGGAUAUGCGAGUACUGUUUGAAGUAUAUGAGAAUGGAAAAAACUUACAGAUAUCAUUUAAGCGAGUGCACGGCGCGACAACCUCAAGGUAGCGAAAUUUACAGGAAAGGUACCAUAGCAAUAUUUGAGGCAGAUGGCAAAGAACACAAAAUUUAUUGUCAAAAUCUAUGUUUACUUGCUAAAUUGUUCUUAGAUCACAAAACAUUAUAUUUUGAUAUAGAACAAUUCCUGUUUUACAUAUUAUGCGAAGUGGACAAACAUGGUGCACAUCUAGUUGGCUACUUCUCUAAAGAGAAAGAUUCUCCAGAAGGGAAUAAUGUUGCAUGUAUACUCACACUACCUCCAUUUCAGAGACAGGGCUAUGGUAAGCUACUGAUAGCCUUUAGUUAUGAACUGUCAAGGCUUGAACAUGUUGUUGGCAGUCCUGAGAAACCAUUAUCAGACCUCGGAAAACUCAGCUAUAGAUCAUACUGGUCAUAUGUAUUAUUAGAAGUGUUGAGUGUUAGUAGAGGGACAUUAAGCAUCAAGGAUCUGAGUUCAAUGACAGGUAUAUCUCAGACAGAUAUAAUUUCAACUCUACAGUCUAUGAAUAUGGUGAAGUAUUGGAAAGGGCAACAUGUCAUUUGUGUUACACCUAAAAUAGUAGCAGAACAAUUAGCCAGUUCUCAUUUUAAGAAACCUCGAUUGUCAGUAGAUCCAGCAGCUUUGAGGUGGACACCUCCCAACAAGCAAGGGAAUUCGGCUAAAGCUAAAAAGUAG